CCUCCAUUUAUACCGUAACACAAAUCGAAUUCCAAUUUUGACUCGUUAUGAUCGAAUUGGGUUAUAACGAGAGGUAUUUUGGAGGAGAAUUUGGAAUACUUCCUAGGGCAGUUCGUUAUUAUAAUUAAAAAGGUGAUUUUAUAGCCAGAAUGAAGUGAGUGAGAAUGAAGACGUUAGCAGGAUAUAAUGAUGUUUGGAAGUGAAAAAAAAUCCGAGAGUCGAGACCGAGAGCUCAAAAAACCCGAGAAAUUUACCGACUCGAGAGCCGAGACCGAGUCUCGAACAUCACUAGAAAGAUAGUCUUUAAAUUUAUAUGAAAAAUAUAUUCCUAGUUUUAUUUAACUGUGUUGGCAAAAUUGCGAGUGAUUUUGUUCAUGCUAUUACCCUUUGCCGAACACCAAAUAAAAUUAAAGCUGUAGCCUCUUCAAAUUCUCUUGAAAGAGCUCAAAAAUUUUGUGAAAAUAAUUUAUUAGACAAAAAUGAAGUUGAUUGUUAUGGAACUUAUAAUGAAUUAUUUAAUGAUGAAUUUAUUGAUGUUGUUUAUAUUUCCAAUUUAAACCAUCAACAUAAGGAGACUGUUCUAGCCGCAUUAAAUUCCAAUAAAAAUGUUUUGUGUGAAAAAACGUUAGCCGUAAAUAAAUUAGAAGUUGAAGAAAUGGUUAAAAAAGCAAAAGAAAAGAGUCUUUUUCUUAUGGAAGGUUAUUGGACUAGAUGUUUUCCUUUAUGGAGUGAUAUUAUGUCUAAUCAUUUAAAUAGUUUGGGCAAUACUGAAAUGUUAUCUGUCGAAUUCGAAUGUCCAAUUAAUCGUGUAGAUACAACUUCUGGAAUAAAAGACGGAGGAGAAGGUUAUUUGUUAGCUUCUGGUUGUUAUUGUUUAAUGAUUGCCCAAUUAGUAUUUAAAUCAGAAAAACCUUCAGAAAUUAUUGUUAAUGGAAAAUUAAGAGAAAAUGGAUUGGAUUGUUGGGCUAAUAUUUUAAUUAAAUAUUCCGAUAAUAAAUUGGCCAGAAUUUUUUAUUCUGGGGAGCAUCGAGGUGAUGGAGAGUUAAGCAUUUAUUGUGAGAAAGGAAAUAUUAGGAUCCCAGAAUUCUUUUGGUGUCCAGAAGAGGCAAUAAUUCGUCGUUAUCCAGACCCAAAAACAGUUCCACAUGUACUUUCAGUUAAACCAACAACCGAAAAUAUAAAUAAUUACUUGCCAGAAUUUAAUUUAUUUAAUUAUAAUUACCCCAAAACUGCUGGACUUUUUUAUCAGAUAGAUCAUGUCAGUAAUUGUUUGAGAGAAGGAAAGAAAGAAAGUGAUUUAAUGACUUUAAAUGAUUCGAUUUUGUUGGCUGAGACUUUGGAUGAAAUUAGAAAACAAUUGGGGGUUAGAUACCCUCAAGACGAUUUUUAG
Meloidogyne enterolobii is the source of this 1390-nucleotide messenger RNA. Lineage: Eukaryota; Metazoa; Nematoda; Chromadorea; Rhabditida; Meloidogynidae. The record is from the annotation of a GenBank genome assembly.